Molecule: messenger RNA, 2197 nt
Organism: Elaeis guineensis (African oil palm)
Lineage: Eukaryota; Viridiplantae; Streptophyta; Magnoliopsida; Arecales; Arecaceae
Source: RefSeq, a predicted model, not a curated record
UAGCUUCAUGGAAACGAUAACAGGAAUCAAAGCUUAUAUGAUAAACAGAAAACAAAACAUGGGAAAAAGAACAAAGAAAAGAGAGAAGGAACUACAUUCUACAUAGUAUAAAGCUGAAGAGGAAGGUUGGCGAACAUCCCUUAGUACCUACUCUCUCUCUCUCUGGUCAGUUGGAGGAGCAGCAGAGGAAAUGGCACCUAUUGGUCUGCCUCCUGGAUUCCGGUUUCAUCCCACUGAUGAGGAACUUGUGGCUUACUAUCUCAAGAGGAAGAUCAAUGGGCACAAAAUUGAAUUGGAGAUCAUUCCUGAAGUCGACCUCUACAAAUGCGAACCAUGGGAUUUACCAGGUAAAUCCUUGUUACCGAGCAAAGACUUAGAGUGGUAUUUCUUCAGCCCACGAGAUCGUAAGUACCCAAAUGGCUCGAGGACCAACCGUGCAACUAAGCUUGGCUAUUGGAAGGCCACUGGGAAAGACCGCAAGGUGACCUUGCAGAAGCGAACAGUGGGCAUGAAGAAAACCCUAGUUUACUACAGAGGCCGAGCACCCCAUGGCUCUCGAACCAAUUGGGUCAUGCAUGAAUACCGCCUUGAUGAGAAAGAAUGUGAAACUAACUCUGGUUUGCAGGAUGCAUAUUCAUUAUGCCGUGUAUUUAAGAAGAGCAUGCUUGGUCCAAAGAUCAUAGAUCGGUAUAAUGCGUCUCAUGAGGAGCACUCUCAAAGGAUGUUGAGUGACAACACAUUGACUACUGAUGCUUUAGCCGAUGGAGGGGAGGGCAGGGAGAGUUAUGGAUACCUUUAUCCACUCGAGACAUGCUCAUCAAACCGUCCUCAAGGAGCCCUAUGUGAUGCAAAUACUCCAAUAACUGACAAGUGGGUGCAGCUUCUGGCAGACGAGGCGUUUAUAUCUACUCCUAUGUUGUUUGACAACCCACUGAAGAAUUGCUACAUUCAAUCCAAGGUUGAUGUAGCACUGGAAUGUGCUAAGCUGCAACACAGGCUUUCUUUGCCACCAUUGGAGCUGGAGGACUUUCCUCAAAUAGAUUUGCUGAAUACAAAGGCCCUCGAAUGUGGAUUCAUUGAAGGAAAUACUAGUGAAGUUGAUGCUUUGCAAGAAAUCCUUUCGGUUGCUUCAGCUUCUCAGGAGCUAAUCAAUAACCCCAACUAUCCAUAUGCAUGGACUAAAGUUAGUCCCUAUUUUAUGAAGCCUAUAGAUGAACAAAAAAUCGAUGGAAGCACACGGCUUUGCCAAAUGGAGAGUGUGGGAGAGCAGGCAAGCUUGAGGGAUAUCAGUGAGCUGGAAGAGGAGUUGAUGGAAGAGAAAAAGACUGUGGAAAACCUAAGAAAGAUAACAAUGUCGAUGUCUGACACAGUGAAGGUGAUUUUUGAAGAAAACAAAAACACACAGAUUGAAAGCAUUCCUAACUAGAGGAUGCAAAUGCUAAAGUUGACUGCAGGAGAGAAUAAUCAAAAUAGCACUGACUCACGUGACAUCCAGAAAAAGUCCACUUACAUUCCAUCUCAAUCAAAUGACCUCCCUACCGGAUUUCCUGACAUUCACCAAAAUGCAGCCUAUUAAGAGGAUUGUCAACUUGAUUUUUACUUCAGCACGCCAACUUUUAACGCCAUCACAAAGGGCGACACCAACCAUGGGUAUUUUGUGUCAAGUGGUAGCAUGACUGAAACACUUUUUCAUCAUGUUGAGUCCUUGGAGAAGGUUAGCAUCCAUUGGAAUCCGAUAGCAAAACUAGACAGUAGAGUUAGGGAAUUUGGGUUUUCGAUGAAAGAUAGAGGUAGAGUUUCAGUUUUUGUAACCUUCAAGGCAAUACUCGGGGACAAACUCAAGCGACUUAUGAUCUCUAUGAAGAAAUGCAGAAGAUCUUGUUUAGAUGAUGAAGCAGUGGAUGCCUUUAUAAACAUGAGCCAUUUUAAGGGAAGGUCUCUUCAAGUUAGUAAUGCAUGAAGAAGGAAAGAUAUGGACGGUGUUCUGUUGGAUAUGUAAUAAUUUGCGAAUAUCUAGAUGCGAGCUACAUCAUUUCGCUUCCUACUGGAAAGAGGGACAGACAUUUCCGAUAUGUUUUUGAAUGGAAUGGUCUACUCUCACUAUAUUCUGGUCCUAUGAAUCGGGGAUUAAUUAAUUGUCUUGCCCUUCACAUCAAGGAAUCAUCUCUUCCUUCUAUUCGUUUGUAGAUCUAAUGCA